AUGGUACGGUAUUACAAGGGGUACUGCACGACUGCCUUCUCUGUUUCUCCCUUCCAUUUUCUUUCACUCCCCCCUGCCACCAGAAUAGGGCAGCUCAAUUAGGAAGAUACUGUAGGUAAGAGUUUAGUCGAGUAUGCGUAUGUUGAUGUGUGUGCGUUUUAGAAGGUAAUCCGGAGUCAAUCCACAGUAUAAAGUCACCCAUCUGCUCCUGUAUUUAUUCCCCUCUUCCUCCCAACCGUCUCACAGGAUCGUAAAACAUCUUUGUAUCAACAUCUUUGAUCUACUUUGUUCAUCUUUUGUGGCUCCCAAUACAUUCGUUACCACCGGUCUUUAAUCUUUCCGGGAGUUUUCGAAGGUUAAAUAGCCAAAGUUAUCUCACCCACUAAUCAAUCAUAAUGAAGUUCUCAUUCGUUGCCGUCGCUGUCAGCAUCGCCGCUGCUGUCUCCGCUCAGACUUGGGUUGAUAUUCCCGGAUGUGCUGUACGUAUUUUGAUAGAUAUAUCUGCUGGUUUCCUGACUGGAACAACGAACUGAUACGGCAUGAAUAGUUGAACUGCAUUCCCAACAAUCCCCCAAGUGGUUGCUCUCCCGGCGAUGUUGCUUGCGCUUGCCGCGCCGCCGGGUUCGUCUCUGGUUCUGUUUCUUGCAUUCGGCAGAACUGCCCGAUCCCCGACCAGCUGGGUAGGUUUUAAUAUCACGAUGAUUCUUUAUGAAAUAGUUUACCAACAAUAACCCCGUAACAGUUGCCAUCAACGCCAUUAUCGCUGCCUGCACUGCCAAUGGUGUUAAUAUUUCCACGACCUUUGCUGUCCCGGAGCCCACCGCCACCCGGACCGCUACCACCGGAGCUAUAAUAACUGCCACUCCAAGCAGGUACGAUGCUUCCGGUACCGUUACCAGGCCCUUCACCACCGGUCGUCCCACCGCCAUCCCAACUCCUGGUGUCGCUGGUAACCGCACCGCCAACAUUACAGGACCUAUUACUGUUCCCACCAGCAUUGGCAGCGCAGCUGAGCGUCUUACCACAGCUCUCAGCCUCAUCGGACUGAGCAUUGCUGCCGUCUACCUCUCGCUAUAAAAUCGCUCUUCAAGCAACCUCACCCCGCCUUCCACAAAGCGGAGGGAUGUUGAUGAAUAACGGUUUGGUUAAUCAUGGUAUUAUGCGCCCUCGGUUCCUGGGAGGUUUCUGGCGUUUUAUUUAUAUGGAGAAAUGGUCCAACGAAUAAUGUGGGAUUGUCACUUUAGGGGAAAGGUUAAUAUAUGGGUUACUGAGAAAUAUUCUUGAUUUUUUCUCUUGGUUUUUUUUAAUGGCAUGUGGAUGGAGGUUUCUCGGUAUUUAUUACUUUGCCGAAUACUUAACAAGCGGCUGUCAUGGGGGGACCUUUGGCCCCCAAUAAUGUGUAUACUCGGAUUUUUCGUCCUGCAGAAUCUUACUUUUUAUACUU
Tuber aestivum (summer truffle) is the source of this 1444-nucleotide messenger RNA. NCBI's taxonomy places the organism in Eukaryota, Fungi, Ascomycota, Pezizomycetes, Pezizales, Tuberaceae. The record is from the annotation of a GenBank genome assembly.